Molecule: messenger RNA, 1564 nt
Organism: Medicago truncatula (barrel medic)
Lineage: Eukaryota; Viridiplantae; Streptophyta; Magnoliopsida; Fabales; Fabaceae
Product: AT-hook motif nuclear-localized protein 9
Exons: 5
Coding region: 86-1126 (346 amino acids)
Biological process (GO): regulation of DNA-templated transcription
Molecular function (GO): minor groove of adenine-thymine-rich DNA binding
Source: RefSeq, a predicted model, not a curated record
GUUCUGCAAUACCGUGUAUUAAAACAUAACAAGCUUCAUAUUUUUUGCACCAUCUUCAGAAUUUCAAAGGAUAUCAAAAUCAUUCAUGGAGGAUCAAAACCUAAACCUACCUUAUACUCUUUCACCAUCUUCAACCCAAAAUGAGUCAGAAACAACCAACAAUGCUGCCAUCGUGACGGAAGUGUUGGGAAAUGAUGCUGGUUCGGACACUGGAGCAAAGUCCAAAUCUGUAGGUUCGGAAUCUGCUCCGGUAAAAAGGGGCAGAGGGAGGCCUCGAAAGUAUGAGGUUGGCGGGAAGCCAUUGUCUCCGGUGACACCGACUCCAGGGCUUGCUAUUCAGCCUUGUGGAAGUGAGGAGAAGCGUGGAAGGGGACGUCCUCGUGGUUCUGGAAAAUUGCAAAUUUUGGCUUCCAUUGGUGAAUGUGCUGGAGAAACGGCUGGAGGAAGCAUGUCACCUCAUGUGCUGAGUGUGAACCCUGGAGAGGAUGUGGUUGGAAAGAUAUUUGCAUUUUAUCAAAAUGGUCCUUCUUCAGCUGUUUGCAUUCUUUCUGCUUCUGGCACCGUAUCAACUGUCACCCUUCGUCAACCUGGUGUUUCUGAUGGUUUUUUGACAUACGAGGGUCACUUUGAGAUUUUAUCUUUAAAUGGAUCAUGCACCUUCACUAGUGGUGCUGUUGGUGGUGCACAAAGGAAAAUUUGCAUGUUGAGUGUUUCAUUGGCUAAACCUAAUGGAGAGGUUUUUGGAGGUGGUGUUGAGAACACAUUGAUAGCCGCUUCUCCUACUCAACUUAUUUUGGUAACUUUCAAGCAAACCAUAAGCAAUCAAAUCAAGAGAAAGCACUCAUCACUACCUUCAACUGCUCCAAAUAUGUUGACUAAUCAAGAUUCAGCGAAAGAAAACACCUCGAAAGUUCCCAAGUUAACAACAGAAGGAGAACCUAGCUGCCUAACUGCAACAACAACAAAUACUAAUGGUGCAAUAGUAGAAGAUAAUGUCACUAUUGCUGCGGAUGAAAAUGUUCAAUCCGAUUCUAUUCGUUGUAAAUGUAUCGAUCUUGAAAGCCAGACACCGGAGCCUGUUAAAAGAUCUCCAGAUAUUAAUGCCAACCAUGUUCCUGAGAUAUGAAGCACCUCUCUCCAGCCUUGAGUUAUGCAUAACAUAAUUUCUCCCUCUCUCUCUCUCAUAUUUUUUAUUGCAUAUGUUAGCAACAUGUUUGUUUAGUUUGACUUUGUUGGAAGUGAAAGUUGUAAAUCUAGUUUUCUUAGGUGGCAUGCAGAAAACUUGGGGAAUACAAUGGAUGAAAAAUAAUAUUUGCAGUCUCACUAAUUGGAUUUUUAUUGAUGAGAGGAUUUUCUUCGUUCCUAGUACACUAAGCAUGGUUGGGAACAUCAAAAUACACCUUAUAUUCUAUGUGACCGAGUCUUUGCGCUCAUUAUAUUUGGGUGAUAUUCAAGUUUUACUUGACAUUAAAAAGUUGAAAAGCAUGUCUAGACUACUCGUCAACAGUUCAAUGUAGAACUUAUUCGUUACCAGAUCACAAUCAGUGUCAUAGAUUACAAGUUG